Molecule: messenger RNA, 2319 nt
Organism: Trichoderma virens Gv29-8
Lineage: Eukaryota; Fungi; Ascomycota; Sordariomycetes; Hypocreales; Hypocreaceae
Exons: 5
Coding region: 1-2319 (772 amino acids)
Biological process (GO): DNA-templated transcription; regulation of DNA-templated transcription
Molecular function (GO): zinc ion binding; DNA binding; DNA-binding transcription factor activity, RNA polymerase II-specific
Source: RefSeq, a predicted model, not a curated record
AUGGAGCCUCGCUCCAGCAAUUCUAGCAACUCCAGCAACUCCUCCAAGCCGCACCGGCAGUUUCUACCUGCAGAACCUUCGAAGGGCGCAGUACCUAGAGCAACAGGUAGAGCAAAAGCCAGGGCAGAGAGCAAAAAAGCAGCCGGCACCCAAAGCCCAGGGUCUACGCCAACCCAGCAGCCCAACCGCAUCGGCACCAAUACGGCAUGUGUGCCAUGUCGUAAGCGCAAAGCUCGGUGCGAUGAGGGACAGCCGCUGCAGUGCUCUCAGUGCCUCAAGAGAAACAUUCGGUGCCAAUGGCCGGAUGUCGAGUCCACCAGGAUAACCAAGGCAAAGUACGCCGAAAUGAGGGAAAGAUCUCAAAUAUACGAAGAACUCUUUCGAGUCAUGCAGACAAAGAAUGAUGGCGUAGCCGCAGGCUUGCUUCAACGCGUGAGGAAUGGCGCAGAUAUUGCGUCUCUCGUUCGCUAUGUGCAAGACGGCGAUCUUCUUGCGCAAGUCGCACUUGUUCCGGAAACUUGGACUCGAUUCAGCUUCCCCUAUGGUACAGAGAUGCCAAGUUUUCUUCUCCAACGCUACAACCCAUAUCUUGACACCCUCAUCUUUCAGGGACUCAUUACCCCACCGGAGCCACAACAGCGACGUCCAGAAAAUCGUACGGGUCUGUCUGGCCUUGGAAUUCAGUAUCACGUUCCGUAUCUUACAGCCGACCUCGUUGAUCCUCAGAUUGACGAGGCGAGACCUUCUCAGUGGACACAAGUGGCGCUAACUGAUGAUAUGCUCAGGAUACUUCUGAAGUCAUAUUUUUUAUACGUGUACCCCACACUUCCUUUUUUCCAUAAGGACUACUUCCUCAAAGAUAUGGUUGCCGGCGGGAACCGGUUUUGCUCGUCACUACUAGUAAAUGCCGUGCUUGCAGCGGCUUGUCACGCAUCCAAUAGGGUAUCGAGCCGUACCGAGUACUGGAAUCCAGAUACCCUGCAAUACAAGUUCUCAGCCGAAGUGAGGAGGCUCAGAGAGCUCGAAGCAGACACUGAUUCUUUGACAAACAUCCAGGCUAUGCUUGUCAUGUCCGUAACCUAUAACAUGAAUGCAGCCGACAGAGUUGGGUGGUCUCAUCUGCUGCAAGCUGUUGCCAUGGCAGAAAGGAUGUGCUUGUUUGAAAUGCCACCUCUCUCUGGGUGGGACAUGCGAAUUGCCCGUACUUUUACCUCGUGGGCAGUGUUUUGUUAUCAGGCCUCAUAUUGUUUCCACUUCUUUCGUCCGCCGCUCCUUGCAGUGCCUCCUACUAACUACUUGCCCGACCCAAGGGUGCAACGGGACUGGUAUCCGAAAACCCGGAUACGCUAUCCGCUGACCAAGAAGCCUAUUCUUGUUCCUCAUGCCGACUUUAUCAAAGCAAUUGCGGAAUUUCGUAUCAUUGUGAACGAUCUAGGUGAUUCUGUCUUUCCACAUCCAAAGACCCAGAACAAGCUAUCACUGCAAGAAACUUUGUCGUUCUACUCAAGAUUCAAACAGUGGUACCAGAGUUUGCCGCUGUCAUUGUCCAUCAAACAAGCCAUUCUACCCUUUCAACUUUUCGUUCACCUGCACUAUUUUAAUAUCAUCCUUUGCUUAUUUAGCCCGUUUGCGGAUACCGACAAACCAAGCAUGGGCCCACACGGGGCACUUGGCCAACUUGGCGAAGAAACCCCAGAAGAAAUAGUACUGGAGUCGAGAAUUGGGCUCGAGACUGUCUGGAGACUGUACUAUCUGCGGCAUGGCUUUGAGUUUUACGAUCCGUGCCUGUUACAAACGCAAAUUCUGCUUGGCUUUAUGAGCUCUAGAGCUCUGUCUCGAUCGUUAGAACUCACACCUGAGCAUGCAGAACUCUUCCGGUCUACCGUGGUGCUUGCUGGCAAGGGUUUGCACGACCAUGCGAAACAAAGCUUUCUUGGAGACACGACGUUUUGUCUACUCAGGGACACGCUGGACCCGGAACAUGUUCGACUCCUGAAAGACUACGUCGGCAUUAGUGAAGCUCCCGAUGUAGAGAAAAAGAGGCUCAUUGCUAAGCAAGUUCACUCAGAGUACCCCAUCAGCACCGUCAGCAUUGCUGAGGACCCUGACAGUUACAGAGUGGGUAAUAUUGUUGCUGCCUAUAACAAUAUGAGCCUUGAGGAUGGCCUUGCAGGGGAGACAGGGGAUGAGGCAGAGGAUGAGGAAGAGGGCGGAGCAGAGGACGAGGCAGAGGACAGUAGGCACGACGGGCCUAGUGAAGAGUCGUCAAUGCCUCGUCCUCUGCUCUGGCCAAAUUGUAAUGAAGACGAAUAUAUAUAG